Myxocyprinus asiaticus (Chinese sucker) is the source of this 2681-nucleotide messenger RNA. Its product is annotated as RNA-binding Raly-like protein. NCBI's taxonomy places the organism in Eukaryota, Metazoa, Chordata, Actinopteri, Cypriniformes, Catostomidae. The transcript has 9 exons. Gene Ontology annotation, molecular function: RNA binding. The record is from RefSeq and is a predicted model, not a curated record. Gene Ontology annotation, cellular component: nucleus. Bases 921 to 1799 code for a protein of 292 amino acids.
ACAAUAGUAAAAUCACAGAAGGCUCUCAGUGUGGAAUGAUAGCGACUAACUAACCGCUUCUCCUGCUCAUUGCUGGGAGUCAAAGCAGCAGCAGUCACGUGACAGCAGCGAGGGCUCGGGCUGAGAGAAAGCGCUUCAUUCGCCAUACUGUGUUUUGUGCCAUAACGCAUUUUUCUCGCAACAUUUUACUCCCACUCGGUGAGUACGUUUUCAGGCCUUUUUGUAACCCUUUUUGUCUUUUCAAUUGCUCCUUUUUUUUCUUUCUCCUUUUGCUGGGGUUUGAACAUUGAGAUUUGAAAAAGUGGUGUUUUUAGGCGUUUUUCGAUCCGUGCCUCAAGUUUUUAUUAUGCAGUGAUUCCUGUCGGGGCUAUUCAGUACUGAGUGACACUGGCCAGAUACGUGUUUGCAGUCGUGUCGAAUCAUGCAACUGGUUUUUGAAUCGCCUUGGCAGUUCCAUUUUUACAUAUGCACUAGUGGUUUUGAAACAUUUUUCUUUUUUGCUGUUGUUUUCUGCCAUAGACUUUUGCUGUAGAUAUGCUUUGCUUGUAUUUUGCGGUGUUGUUCAUGAGAGUUUUGUGAUUUUGAUGUCACCGAGCGAAGCAUUUGUAUUUUAUUUUGGUCCGUCUUUUCUUUACCCAAAAGUCAUUUUCAGACCUUUUAAUGCGAAACUUUUCUUGCAGCUUACCUAUCACGUUGGUUUAUUUUUGGUUUUUCUUUCAUUUUUUUUUUGUUUUUUGUUUUUUUUUUUUUAAAUGCCUUUGAUUUUAAGGUGAACUGAUUUUUUUGGAUGUGAUCAUUUUUCUUGUAGAUGAUGCAAAUUGAGGUUUCUGUGGAGGGAAUAAUUGUUUCUUUGGGCGAAAUAUCAAUGCAUCUUUGCUUUCAACGAAGAUGAACAGACGAUUCUCCUUUACAGGAGAAGAAUGACGGGGAAGACUCAAACCAGCAAUGUCACAAACAAGAACGACCCACGCUCCCUCAACUCACGGGUCUUUAUCGGCAACCUCAACACCGGCAUUGUGAAAAAGGCCGACAUCGAGGUCAUCUUUGCCAAGUACGGCAAGAUCGUGGGCUGCUCGGUGCACAAGGGUUACGCCUUCGUCCAAUACAUUAGCGAACGGAAUGCACGAGCGGCCGUAGCAGGCGAGAACGCCAGGAUUAUCGCAGGACAGCCGCUCGAUAUUAACAUGGCCGGUGAGCCCAAACCCUACAGGCCUAAAGCAGGAUCCAAACGACCCCUUGCUGCUGUCUACGGUGGUUAUGAAUUUGAUUAUGAUUACUACAGGGAUGACUUCUACAGUCGGCUCUUUGACUAUCACGGAAGGGUGGCCCCUCCUCCGAGGGCUGUGAUCCCUCUGAAGCGUUCACGGGUGGUUCUUCCAUCCACUCGGCGCGGGAAGAGUUCCUUUCCUAUUAAAACCACUUCCUCUUCUUCCUCCAGACCCCCAUCAUCAUCGUCAUCAUCCUUCUCCUCUGGGCUGAAAUUAAAGUCAAAUCAACUCCAGACUAUCAAACGUGAACUGACUCAAAUCAAGAUGAAAAUCGACUCACUUCUGGGCCGCCUGGAGAAGAUCGAGAAACAGCAGAGAGCCGAGUGCGAACCUCAUAGGAAAUAUGAGGAUAACUGCGAUUCGUUGCACGAGGAGUCGAUAUCGGAGACAGCUGAGAAUUCCGGAGAGGAGGGAGGGGAGGAGCCUCUUGAUGCGGAGGCGGGAGAAAUGACGGAUGGUGGUGAUGAUGACAAUGACGAAGAGGGCAGCACUGAUCUGAUGGAAAAUCAUGUGUCUGAUAUUGACAAUUGAAGAGGUCUUCAUCCACAGAGGAAAUCAACUCUGCUUUGAACAGAAGACAAGAAAUUCUGCAAAGACUGACAUCUCCUCUUAAAGAGGCAGUGAACUCUCUCUAUUGGCAGUGAUUAGACGAAGAGCAAAUAUUUUGACACCAUUUAGCAUCAGUCACUAUUGCUAUUUUUCAUUUAAUAGCAUUUGUCAUAUUCAGUCAUAUUUUGAUUUACACAUGAUGAAAGGUAAAAUAAGUUCAUGUCAAUUUUAAACUUCACACAAAUAUCACUUAUUUGCAACAAUAUGUGUGCAAAAUGAGCCUUAAAUGCCAGAGGAAAAAAAAAUAACUUCUCAUUUUUUUAAACCCUCAGUAUUAACAGGAAGUUUUUUGUUUUAAAUAAUUAUAAAUUAUAAGAGAUUUUAAAAGGUCUGUAUUGAAGUUGAACAAUGAAAAUGUUUCAUGAGACUGUCAGCAAAACCUUUUUGUUUCUGCUUGUUUUUUUCUUUCUUUCUUUUUUAUUUAUUUAUUUCUCAUAUUGUAUAUUUGUAUCACCAUGUUGUAUUUUUUUCCUCACACACUCUAUUUUGUUUUUUCUAAAAGUGUUUAGAAUUAUUGUUGUACAGUUGUGCUCCAUGGAUCAAAAUGUGGUUUUAAUUCUCAGACUGAAUCAAGUAAAAGAAUAUUUACAAUAUUUAGUCCAAUACUCAGUUUAGUCCAAGACUAACCAAAGAGUUGUAGAUCAGUCCCCUAAGAAAUAUUGUCAGACCAACUUUAAAGAUGAAUUUUCUCUUAAUAUUUCAUAAUUUGUAAUGAUACUGUUAAGAUGAUGUUGUACUUGUCUUGUACUUGUAUUGCUUUUUUUUUUUUUUUUUUUUUUUCAUGCAUAGCUGUUUAAAUCAGAA